AUGGGUCCCACUCUGUUGCAGAUGGGUAAUGACAAAGUCCAUGAUCUCCUAAUUAAUUUUGAUGGUCACAUACAUGUGUUGAAUGGGAUAAAUCCAAAUGGAUAUAGUUUCUUGGACUUGUAUUCAUCUACUUAUGCAUUUAUGCUUAGAAAUGUUAAUCAAACUGGUAUGACAGUGAAUAUAUUUUACAAAUUUCCUGGGAAUUGUGGUAGACUGCUAUUAAAUGGGGAUGAUGAUAUGAUCAUUAUGUUUGAAAUGAACUUAGAUGUUAGAGAGAUGGAUAUAAUUGUUGAAUUUGUUGACAAGGGUGUUCCAAUUGAUUUAGACAGUCAAUGUCCACUACAAAAUUCUGAGGGGGAAGAUGAAGACAGUGAGGGGGAAGAUGAAGACAGUGAUGAUUCUCAGAAAUCUAAUUACAGUUUCUCAAACAGUGAUGAUGAUGAGGACUGGAAUGAGGGAAAUGAGGGAAAUGAGGCACAUGAUUGGGAUAAUAUUGAAUUAGAAAGUGAGAGUUCUGAUAAUAGUUGUGGAGAUUUAUCAGAUUAUAAUGAUAGUGCUGAAUUUAGUGGAGAAAGUGGUGAUGAAAGGAAAGGUUCUGUGCAUCAACACAUCAAGGGGAUAGUCUUCAAGUAUGGUGCUAAUGGAGAGAUUAAAUUUGUGAAGGAUCAUUUGUUUGAUGACAUUAAUCACUUCAGGACCGUGUUGAAGGAGUAUUCAGUUCAAAAGGGUUUCAAAUUGGUGAUGAAGAAGAAUGAAAAAAGGGUUAAUUACAAUGACACCCCCUGA
Messenger RNA from Cornus florida, 786 nucleotides. RefSeq lists its product as uncharacterized. The record is from RefSeq and is a predicted model, not a curated record. The coding region runs from base 1 to 786 and encodes 261 amino acids. Lineage: Eukaryota; Viridiplantae; Streptophyta; Magnoliopsida; Cornales; Cornaceae. The transcript has 2 exons.